AUGCUAAUGCUGAUGACGUCAGCAACAAUGAGACUCGCCCAACACGAAGGAUUUGCCGGUAAGAAUGCUUGGGAGGAGGCACUUGUGGACUCCAUCGCCAGUCAAUACAAGGACUAUUUGGAAGAAGUUCGACCAUUCUUCAGAGUUGUCGAAGCCUUAGGCAAGGACGUGUUUCUACCAGCCAACAAAAAGUUUUUCGCUUUCAUCACGAAAUUUUUGAAAGAUAACAAAAGUGGAUACCUCGUUGGAGACUCGCUGACUUGGGUGGAUCUGCUGGUUGCCGAAUCGGCUACGUUUACCGACAAGUUUCCUACACUUUACGAUGGUUUUUCGGAGGUGAAAGCGCAUGCAGAAAAAAUACGCUCCAUCCCGGAACUGAAGAAGUGGAUCGAAACACGCCCAGCUUCAGAUUACUGA
Messenger RNA from Ostertagia ostertagi, 417 nucleotides. The record is from the annotation of a GenBank genome assembly. Lineage: Eukaryota; Metazoa; Nematoda; Chromadorea; Rhabditida; Trichostrongylidae.